Molecule: messenger RNA, 759 nt
Organism: Lichtheimia ornata
Lineage: Eukaryota; Fungi; Mucoromycota; Mucoromycetes; Mucorales; Lichtheimiaceae
Product: universal archaeal KH domain-containing protein
Exons: 4
Coding region: 1-759 (252 amino acids)
Cellular component (GO): nucleolus
Molecular function (GO): RNA binding
Source: RefSeq, a predicted model, not a curated record
AUGUCAGCCAUCGACGCUUUCAAGGCACCGUCUCUAGUUUCCAAAAAGACAAGAAAAGAAUUGGUUCAAGACAAGGACGACGUUGUCAUUGACUCCUCAACUUUAUCCACACAAAGCAUGCAAGAAGACGUUGACAUGGACGAAUCCUCCUCCUCUUCAGCAAUCAGCAAGCCUAAGUUUGCUGCUGUUAGUGGUGGAGAAGCUAACACGGUUGCUAAAGGCAUUCGCAGAAUACCCAUUCCACCACAUCGUAUGACUCCUUUGAAACGCCAUUGGAUGGAGAUCUAUACACCUCUCGUCGAACAUAUGAAGCUUCAAGUGCGCAUGAAUAUUAAGAGCCGAACCGUUGAAAUAAGGACAUGCAAGUCUACUGAAGAUCCAAGUGCUUUACAAAAGGGUGCUGAUUACGUUCGAGCAUUCGCAUUGGGCUUUGAAGUACAAGAUGCUAUGGCAUUGUUACGUUUGGAUGAUAUAUAUUUGGAUUCAUUUGAGAUCAAGGAUGUCAAGACACUUCAUGGUGAUCAUUUGGCAAGAGCAAUUGGUCGUAUCGCUGGUCGUGACGGCAAGACUAGAUUCACUAUCGAAAAUGCUAGCAAGACUCGUAUUGUGCUCGCUGACACUAAAAUCCAUAUUCUUGGCUCCUUCCAAAACAUCAAGGUGGCUCGUGACGCCAUUUGUAGCCUUAUUCUCGGUAGUCCACCAGGCAAGGUUUACGCCUCUCUUCGAACCGUAUCCGCACGCAUGAAAGAACGCUUUUAA